Molecule: messenger RNA, 378 nt
Organism: Penicillium arizonense
Lineage: Eukaryota; Fungi; Ascomycota; Eurotiomycetes; Eurotiales; Aspergillaceae
Product: EthD domain-containing protein
Exons: 4
Coding region: 1-378 (125 amino acids)
Molecular function (GO): oxidoreductase activity
Source: RefSeq, a predicted model, not a curated record
AUGGACAGUGAAAACCCAUAUGAAUCAUAUAUUACAGCUUCUUUCUACUUCAAGAAGCAGCAGGGCAUAAGUCACGAAGAGUUCUACCGCCAUUGGAGCACAUUCCAUGCCAAUAUGGCAAUUUCUUGCAAGCCUUUCACAGUAAGCUUUCGACGUUAUGUCCAGAUGCAUGCAACGCAAGAGCUCCAAAUGAAAGGAUCUGAGCUUGGUAUGGAAAUUCUGGACUAUGACGCAUGUGCAGUCUUCCAUGUCAGAAACUGGGACACUUUUGUGAAGCUUAUGCCAGAGUGGCAGAAGGAGCUUGGCACAGACGCAGCAAGAAUAAUGCAAAUGCCACCCAAGAUCUUCGUCAGUCGGGAUGUAGUCCUGUUCGGAUAG